Trametes versicolor FP-101664 SS1 is the source of this 1083-nucleotide messenger RNA. RefSeq names its product HET-domain-containing protein. NCBI's taxonomy places the organism in Eukaryota, Fungi, Basidiomycota, Agaricomycetes, Polyporales, Polyporaceae. The transcript has 2 exons. The record is from RefSeq and is a predicted model, not a curated record. The annotation marks the transcript as partial.
AGCUAUCUCGCUCUCAGCUACGUUUGGGGCGAGCCACAGCCUCACAGCACAAUCAUGUCCAACGUGUCUGCGUAUACGCGCGGGAUCGAGCCCUCCCGCCUUCCUCAGACCAUCCGCGACGCGAUCCAGGUCACCCACGCGCUAGGGUUUCAGUACCUCUGGCUAGACACACUAUGCAUCAUUCAAGAUUCGGAUGACGACCGACAGCAUGAGUUGGCGCAGAUGCACGCUAUCUACCGCAACGCAUAUCUGACAAUCAUCGCGGCAAGUGCUAGGCGGGUCAGCGAGGGGUUCCUUCAAGAGCGGCUGCCUAACGACCCGCCGCCCAUCCGACAUGGUGAAGUGUCCCCCGACAUCCGGCAUCUACCUUUCAUAUGUCCCCCACCCCUUCUCUCUCCAGCGCGAGCCGGCCCUAGCAUGGAUGCAGAGCUAUACAACCAUACAUGGGAGCCCAUCAGCACGCGCGCAUGGUGCAUGCAAGAAUACAUGAUGUCCCCGCGCGCGCUCCUCUUCACCUCCCAGACGCUUCAGUUCCGGUGUCAGACCACGACGAAGAACGUCGGCGACUCGUUCUACUCCCCCGGGCCGUCCGAGCCGCUGUUCCCGACGUCGCCCGGCGAAGAAGGCGGCGAGCGGCGGCUGCCCAACGCGCUCUUCCUCCCGUCGCCGCCGCCGCUCGAGUGGCAGAACUCCUACGCGUGGCUCGAGGUACAUGAGGCGUGGCUGCGCCUCGUGCAGGACUAUACGCGCUGCGCGCUCACCGUCCCCGCAGACAAGCUCCCCGCGUGCGGCGCGCUCGCCGCGCAGUUCCAUCGCGUCCUCCGUACCGACUACCUCGCGGGUCUGUGGCGCGAGAUGCUGCUCAACGACUUGCUCUGGCAGCGGCAGCGCGCCGCCGCACUCCGCGCGCCCGCGGCGUACCGCGCACCGUCAUGGUCGUGGGCGGCCCUCGAUGGGCCGAUCGGGAUGCGGAAGCGGGAGCCCGGGCAGACGGCGCUCGCGAGCGUGGUACGGUGCGACGUCGUGCUCGAGGACGCGGCGCUUCCAUUCGGCCAGGUGAAGGGCGGAACCUUGGUCUUGCGC